Nyctereutes procyonoides (raccoon dog) is the source of this 534-nucleotide messenger RNA. RefSeq names its product protein MANBAL-like. NCBI's taxonomy places the organism in Eukaryota, Metazoa, Chordata, Mammalia, Carnivora, Canidae. Gene Ontology annotation, cellular component: membrane. The record is from RefSeq and is a predicted model, not a curated record. The transcript has a single exon. Bases 81 to 338 code for a protein of 85 amino acids.
AGCGGCUGGGCGGCGUGGGAGAAGUUGGCUCUGGAAAGUGGUGAAUCAGAGGAGACCACAGGCAGCUGGUGGCCGAGGCCAUGGCCUCCGACCUGGACUUCUCACCUCCCGAGGUGCCUGAGCCCACUUUCCUAGAGAACCUGCUGCAGUAUGGACUCUUCCUGGGGGCCAUCUUCCAGCUCAUCUGUGUGCUGGCCAUCAUUGUACCUGUUCCCAAGUCCCAUGAGGUGGAGGCAGAGCCCUCUGAGCCCAGAAAUGUGGAGGUGACGAGGAAGCCCAAGACUGCUGCUCUUUCUGCCAGCAAGAGGCCCAAGAAGGAGGCAAAGAAGAAGUGGUAGAAGAGGAGGCCUGUGGAGCCAGGCGGGCGAGGCAGGGGCCUCGACGGGGAGCCCCCUGGGACUCAACGUCCUGUUCCCUCCGACGUCCCAGGGUCAGGGCUGAGGUGGCUGGGCUACUCUCUGACCACAGAGAUCUGGACAAUCAUGACAGUCCCCUGGCCCCAGCUGGGCAGCCUACCACUUCCUCUUCCUUUUG